GUUUGAUCACAAUUAAUCGCAAUGGCCGUGCGUGUGCACGUCUAGUGCGUUAAUCGAAUAAUAUUUCAUUUUAUUUUUUGUUUAUUAAAAAGGAAAUUUAUAGAAGAGUGCGAGAAUAUUUUUUUUUUGGAUAAUUAUUUUAAUAAAAGUGAAAAUAAUAAGGCUGUUCGUUAGUCGCUACCUUUAACUAUUAUAUGUGUUUUGUUUUUUUUUAAUUAUGUUUGAAGUAUUUAAGAAACAAUUGAAGCUACAAUGGCGGCAAUAUUUGGCCGCGUCUUUAGCGAGUUACGGCAGCCUGUGUACGGGCAUGUCGAUGGGCUGGACUUCGCCGGUGUUGCCGCAGCUUCGGGGGCCCAACUCCCCCCUGCCCAGAGUGCCCACCCUGCAGGAGGAGUCCUGGAUCGGUUCUUUGCUCGUGCUCGGAGGACUAUUCGGCCCAUUUAUAACGGUGCCGCUGUCGAAAUACGUGGGUAGGAAAUGGAUUAUCAUGGGGUCAAACGUGCCGCUGCUGCUGGGCUGGCUGCUGGCAGGAGUGGCGACAGACCUGCCGACCCUGUACGUGGCGCGUCUCGCGUGGGGCUGCGCCACGGCCAUGCAGUUUGCUACCGUACCACUCUAUAUAGGAGAGAUUGCUGAGGACAAAAUUCGUGGUGCUCUAAGUGCGUUUUUCCUGCUGUUCAUUAACAUUGGCUUUCUGCUGGCAUAUGCCAUCGGCCCGUUCACUUCUUACUGGGGGCUGACGGCUUGCGGCGGCAUACUAUCCCUCUUUUACGUGCCGUUCACUUGGAUGCUGCCUGAGACGCCUUUCUUCCUCGUUUAUAAAGGUCAAUAUGAUCAAGCAUCAGAUGUACUCCAAAAGCUUCGCGGAGGCAGCAAGGAGCAGGUAGAACCAGAACUGGAAGGUCUGAAGGCGAUGGUGACUCGGGAAUUUAAAGUGGAACCCAAGAUCAGCGAUCUCUGGGCUACUAGAGGCAAUGUUAAAGCUUUAGGUAUUUGCAUAUUCCUGGCGAUGUUACUGCAGCUGUCCGGGAUUGACGUGCUGCUGUUCUACAUGGAGGAGCUGCUCGCGAAGGUCGGCACCAAGAUCUCUCCGUCGGACGGCACCAUCAUCAUGGGAGUCGUGCAGGUAGUAACCAGUUGUAUCACCCCGAUGGUAGUGGACAGACUUGGCAGGAAACUCCUCAUGUGGACCACGUCACUGGGCCUAACUAUCUUCCUGUUCCUGAUCGGCAUCUACGCGCUGAUGGACAACUACUACGGGUACAACGUGGCGCCGGUCGCGUUCAUACCGCUGCUCUGUCUCAUCGUCUACAUGAUACUCUUCACGUUAGGCGUGGGCCCGGUGCCGUGGAUCCUGGUGGCGGAGAUGUUCCCCGUGAAGACCAAGUGUCUCGCCAGCGGCAUCUGCUCCGGCAUGUGCUGGCUCGCAGGAUUCAUAUGGACGAGAUUCUUCCGCGACGUGGCGGCCUCCUACGGGAUAUACACUGCGUUCUGGAUCCUGGCGGUGUGCUGCGGCAUCGGGUUCAUCUUCUCCAUCACGCUGCUGCCUGAGACCAAGGGCAAGACCUUCGACGAGAUCCAGGACAUGUUGAAUAAUAGGACACAGGAAGUGAAACCCGUCGACGUGUAAACUAGAAAUAUGUAUAUAAUAAGCAUUUGUAAAUAAAUUAUUGUUGAAACGUGA
Molecule: messenger RNA, 1684 nt
Organism: Manduca sexta (tobacco hornworm)
Lineage: Eukaryota; Metazoa; Arthropoda; Insecta; Lepidoptera; Sphingidae
Product: facilitated trehalose transporter Tret1
Exons: 11
Coding region: 218-1630 (470 amino acids)
Biological process (GO): transmembrane transport
Cellular component (GO): membrane
Molecular function (GO): transmembrane transporter activity
Source: RefSeq, a predicted model, not a curated record